This is a messenger RNA of Rotaria sordida, 1200 nucleotides long. Lineage: Eukaryota; Metazoa; Rotifera; Eurotatoria; Philodinida; Philodinidae. The record is from the annotation of a GenBank genome assembly.
GUUUCAAUAAUUAAAAAUAAAAUUCUUUCUAUUUUCCUUUUUAUAGGACAAUUAUUAGCAAGAAAAUUUAAUUUAUACGGUAAAUUAACAUCAUCCAUUGUUGAUCAAGAUCUUUUACAUGGUUAUAUUGAUGGUGUUGUUUCAUGUGCAUAUACUGAUGUUAUAUUAAAUAGUUUUCUAUGUAUAGGAUCUAUGGUAGAUUUUAGUGAUGAAAAUAAUCUAAUUUCAACAUCAUUUUAUUAUGAUCAAUUAGAACCAACUAUUGCUGAUUAUUUUGUUUUUGAAGCAUUUACAAUAGCACGUGAUUAUCAUCAUAAAUUAAUACCGAACGAAGAAGAUUGUCAAGAAUUGAUGAAACUUGAACAAAUUAUGAAAGAACGACCAGGAUUAGCUAAUUAUUUUAAUAAAGACUUAUUAUUUAAACGUUUUACAGGAUCUCUAACAGAAAUUUUAUGUGAUUUAUCAUGUUAUGAUUGUUCUGAAGUUGUUUUGGAUUAUAAACUUACAGCUGAAACAGUUCCGACAGAAUUUAAAAACUGCACAAUUGUGACUGAGCAAUCAAAUUGUUAUAUGCAAGUGAAAUGGGAACGAAAUUCCAUAACUACACUUAUGGUAUAUGGUUUUCAAUAUUGGAAAGCAGAUGUUUUGGGUCAUGAUUUACAGGCUACAGUUUCUUUUAGUUAUUUUGACUCACAACCAAAAUCAUUCAAAUUUGUUAAUAAAUUAGAACAACUUCAAUAUCUUCUCGGAAAAGAUGAAGCAUUUGAUGGAAAACAAUGUCUUUUUUUUUCUAAUACAACUCAAUAUCAGAUGUUUUCACUAAAAAAGAGUGAUCCACCGACAUGUAAACAAUGUAUGACUAUAGUAAACAUGACACCAAAAAAGAAAGUUAUAGAGGCAUCAUGUUAUUCGUUACAAACUUCAUUAAACACGGUAAAUCAGCGUGUAGAAUUCGAUAUAAAUGAUCGAACUCGUUCACCUAAUUGGUAUAUAGCUUGUCAACGAGCUAAUUGCAAUACACUUGAUGUUGGAGAUUUAAUUUAUCAAAAUAGUUUAAUUGAUUUUAACUUGGAAAAAUUUAUCGAUAAAACAUCAGCUGGUUUAUCAAUAAGAUUUUCAUCUAGUUUUUUUAUAGUUUUUCAAAAUGCAUUUAAUAAAAUUCAAGCUUUUCUAAUGGUGCCUGGACAAAAAUGGAAUUAA